Molecule: messenger RNA, 294 nt
Organism: Paramecium pentaurelia
Lineage: Eukaryota; Ciliophora; Oligohymenophorea; Peniculida; Parameciidae
Source: the annotation of a GenBank genome assembly
UAUGCAAUCACCUUAAUUCUAGAAAUCAAAUGAAGGGUCAACAAAAGGCGAAUAAUUUACUUAAGGUUGGCUUCCAAUUACAAAUGAUGUUGAACAAUCAAUUGUGUCAUAUUUGGAUUAACUAGGGAUUAAUUAAUUGAUCUAAGUCGAUAAGCAUUCUAAUUAAAGAAAUUCAUUGUAUUCCUUAGACUCAGCUAUAACUCCUCCAAAAUCUUAAAGAAGAAUUUCUUUAACAAUGGAUUCAGAGUUAUUUACAAGAAGAAGUUGUAGGAUGUGCUCUGACUAGAUAUGAAC